Insectozyma verbasci is the source of this 1452-nucleotide messenger RNA. The record is from the annotation of a GenBank genome assembly. NCBI's taxonomy places the organism in Eukaryota, Fungi, Ascomycota, Pichiomycetes, Serinales, Debaryomycetaceae.
AUGUUAACACGUACAAUUGGUAGAAGAGUUUUACUCAGACAUUAUGCUUUAUCAUCAAAAGCUCAAUCAUUGAUAUCUAAAUCAGUUUCUGAAGUUGAUCCUGAAAUGGCAGAAAUUUUAAAUCAAGAAAAAGUUAGACAAAAAUCUUCAAUUACAUUAAUACCUUCCGAAAAUUUUACAUCAAAAGCUGUUAUGGAUUUAUUGGGUUCUGAAAUGCAAAAUAAAUACUCUGAAGGUUAUCCAGGUGAAAGAUAUUACGGUGGUAACGAAAUAAUUGACAAAGCUGAAUCACUAUGUCAAAAAAGAGCUUUAGAAGCUUUUAAUUUGGAUCCAAAUGAAUGGGGAGUCAAUGUCCAACCAUUAUCAGGAGCACCAGCUAAUUUAUAUGCUUAUUCAGCUAUAUUAGAAGUUGGUGAUAGAAUUAUGGGUUUAGAUUUACCUCAUGGAGGACAUUUGAGUCAUGGUUAUCAAACUCAAACAACUAAAAUAUCAUAUAUCUCAAAAUAUUUUCAAACUAUGCCUUAUAGAUUGAAUGAAGACACUGGUUUAAUCGAUUAUGAUACAUUAGAAAAAAAUGCUGAAUUAUUUAGACCAAAAGUAAUUGUUGCUGGAGCUUCAGCAUAUUCAAGGGUUAUUGAUUAUAAAAGAAUGAAAAAAAUUGCUGAUAAAGUUGGUGCUUACUUAUUAUCAGAUAUGGCACAUAUAUCAGGUUUAGUUUCUGCAAAUGUCACAGAUUCACCAUUUCCAUAUUCUGAUAUUGUUACAACUACAACACACAAAUCUUUAAGAGGACCAAGAGGUGCUAUGAUUUUUUUUAGAAAAGGUAUUAGAAAAGUUACUAAAAAAGGUAAAGAAAUUCCAUAUGAAUUAGAAAGGAAAAUAAAUUUUUCAGUAUUUCCUGGCCAUCAAGGAGGUCCACAUAAUCAUACUAUUAGUGCUUUAGCUGUUGCAUUAAAACAAUGUCAAGAACCAGAAUAUAAAAAAUAUCAACAAGAUGUUAUAGAUAAUGCAAAAGAAUUUGCAAAAGCUUUAGAAGGAAAAGGUUUCAAAUUAGUUUCAGGCGGUACUGAUACUCAUUUGAUUUUAGUUGAUUUAAGAUCAAGAAAUAUUGACGGUGCAAGAGUUGAAGCUGUUUUAGAAAGAAUUAGUAUAGCUGCAAAUAAAAAUACAGUUCCUGGUGAUAAAUCAGCUUUAUUUCCAUCUGGUUUAAGAGUCGGUACUCCAGCAAUGACAACAAGAGGUUUUGGUUUCGAAGAAUUUGAAAAAGUUGCAGAAUAUUUCGAUAAUGCUGUUGAAUUAUCAAUUGAAUUAAAACAACAAGAACAAGGUAAAGUAGCAAAAGAAUUAUUAGCUUCAUUCAAACAAUUAGCUGAUGAGAGUGAUAAAGUUAAACAAUUAGGUAAAGAAGUGGCUCAAUGGGUUUCUAAAUAUCCAGUACCUGGUGAAUUAUAA